Messenger RNA from Chlorella variabilis, 675 nucleotides. RefSeq lists its product as hypothetical. Gene Ontology annotation, biological process: protein phosphorylation. Gene Ontology annotation, molecular function: ATP binding; protein kinase activity. Bases 1 to 675 code for a protein of 224 amino acids. The transcript has 4 exons. The record is from RefSeq and is a predicted model, not a curated record. Lineage: Eukaryota; Viridiplantae; Chlorophyta; Trebouxiophyceae; Chlorellales; Chlorellaceae.
AUGGGCACCGGCACCUCCCCCGGCCUUGACGACGAGUUCCCGGACGCCGCCGCCUCCAAGGGCCACCCGCUGUACGACUCGCUGCAGAAGGAGGCGGCCAUGAUGGCCUCGCUGCGCCACCCCUCCAUCGUCAUGUACCUGGGCGUCUGCCUGGACCCGCCCGCCGUGGUCACAGAGUACUGCGCCAGAGGUGGGGGCUCCCUGAACGACGUGCUCAAGCGGGCGCGCACCUCGCCGCUGCUGGCGGCGCAGCUGGACUGGGCGCGCCGCCUCAACAUGGCGCUGGAUGCGGCCAAGGGCAUGCUGUACCUGCACUCCUGCUCGCCGCCCAUCAUACACAGGGACCUGAAGAGCGCCAACCUGCUGGUGGACCGGCACUGGCGCGUGCGCGUGUGCGACUUCAACCUCAGCCGCGUCAUGGAGGACAGCGCGGUGCUGUCCAGCGUGGCGGCCACCAACCCGCGCUGGCUGGCGCCCGAGAUCCUGUCGGGCAAGGGCUACACCUUCGCCUCGGACGUUUACAGCUUCGGCAUCUGCAUGUGGGAGGUGCUGACGUGGCAGGUGCCCUACCACGAGUACGGGCCCUGGCAGGUGGUGGCCAUGGUCACCGAGAGCGCCAAGCGGCCAGAGGUGAAGGGCUGGGGGCGAGGCAUCGUCUUCGGCACGCUGCGUUGA